Mya arenaria is the source of this 1568-nucleotide messenger RNA. RefSeq names its product serum amyloid A protein-like. The record is from RefSeq and is a predicted model, not a curated record. Gene Ontology annotation, cellular component: extracellular region. Lineage: Eukaryota; Metazoa; Mollusca; Bivalvia; Myida; Myidae. The coding region runs from base 147 to 542 and encodes 131 amino acids. The transcript is spliced from 4 exons.
AUUCUUAGAAUUUUCUCUGCCACAUCAUGCCGCGUCCGUGUUUAACGGGUAUAAAUAGAGAGCGAGAUGAACUAUUCAAACACGAACAUUGGAAAGGGUUCACAUGAAAAGGUGUCAUUUGUAAACCAACGCUACCAAACUAAACCAUGAGUCGAUUGGCGAUAGCUGUGUUGUGUUUCGCCUGUAUUGUGUCGCUCUCGGAGCACGUGUCUGCACAGAACGUAUUCAGGCGCGGUUACAACUAUGCACGUGACUUCGCAGGGGGCGCACGAGACAUGUGGAGAUCAUACAGUGACAUGCGCAGAGCAAACACUAUAGGAGCAGACAAAUAUUUCCACGCACGAGGAAACUACGAGGCUGCACGGCGCGGCACCGGCGGACGUCAUGCUGCAACCCUCAUCAGUAACGCCCGAGAGUAUUGGCAGGGUGGAAGUGGUCGUGGGGCCGAAGAUUCUGCUGCCGACCAGGAAGCUAACCGGUGGGGCCGUCAUGGCGGGAACCCCAACCGUUACAGACCCAAGGGGCUUGAUGAGCGAUAUUAGACGAUGGGACGUACUGCUCCCGAGCUCAUCGAAUAAAAGAUAUUAUACUUGGCUCAGACGUACUUAAAGUGACACUCUUAUUCAAAAUCAAUACAUACACAUGUAUAACAAACAUAUAUUUUGAGUGAUAAAUCUUUAACUACUUACUAAAUAAUGCAUUUAUGGAAAAUAUUAAUUACUGAUAACAAGAAUGUAACCGUGUAUUUAAUAACUGAAAACCCAAAAUUAUUAAAUGAUUGGUGAAUGCUAAAAGAUUUACAGUGAUCUGCUGUAUUCUCAUAAGGCAGAAAUACCGUGUUUUCUGCACAUUUCUUUCAAAUUAAACACGGAAUUCUUCAUAAGAACCAUUGUUUUCGAUAUUUAUUCAUCCUUUCUGGUAUAUUUAAACAAAUGUAUUAACUGCGUUGAAUCUUAUUUGGGAGUAAUAGUGCAUCUUUAACAAUUGCGGAACAGUGUACUGUUAUCGAAAUUAAAUUGUCGCUGUUUGGGUUAAGAUCUCAUUAAAUAUCUUGAUGUUGGAUAGGUACCGGUUAGUACUUACAUACAGCAACAUUUUGGUUUUAAAUAUUAAGAUAAAUCAUUGUGUGACUUUUUGAACAUCUCUCUGUGUCAAUUCGUACAUGCAUUCAGUAUUGCAGUCCACACUGUUUACAGUUAUACAUGUAUAUUUACUGUAGAGAUUUUUUGUAUAUUACUUCAGAGGACAGUUGUUUAAAUUGUGCAAAUAUAGAAAGUUAUGCAAGUUUGUAAAAGAAAUAUUAAAUACGUUUUAACGCUGUCAUUACAUAUAAACAAACGUGCGAACAGCAAUAAGAGUUACUUUAAUCUUAUUAAUGAAUAUCACAUACGUUCGUUCAAAGCAGUGUUAAACAUAUGCCUCUCCCAUUAUCUUUUGCUUUGUAUGUGUACGUUGCAUUUUUUUUCUUUUAAAAUAACCUCGUUUCUUAUUAUGUAUUUUUGUGUCUUAUAUACUCAUGUAAUCAUGAACCGGGUUCUAUGAAAUAAACUUGUAAACUUGUAAACAAA